AUGUGGCGAGUUUCGCUUUUUCUGGCCGCUAUUCACCUCGUAUCGGGUGUUCAGGGGCUUGCUGUAAGCUCGGUCCACGCCCCCAGCGACACUCAACUGACCACUGAAGCCAUCGGUGAUUUCGAAGAAGUCGGGUUUGCGGGUGUAAAACGUACAACUUCAUCCACGCCACAGCCUGAGUGCAAAUCCUUUCCAGGAGACAAAUCUUGGCCCAAAGAAUCCGAAUGGUCGCGUCUCAAUAAGACCCUGGGAGGUGCUCUCUUGAACCCCCUCCCGGCUGCGUCCGCGUGUUACAGCACGUCACCCAACUUUAAUGCCGAAACCUGCAGUUUCCUCCUCAACAAUGCGAGCCGCACAACCUUCUAUCUGGAUGACCCCCUCACUAUCUUGACGCAGUGGCCCCAGGGUAACACAUGCCUCAUCUCCCGAAAUCCGACCGGCACCUGUACUCAGGGGGGAUACCCCGUCUAUGUGGUCAACGCAACAAACGUCAAACAAGUCCAGGCCGCGGUCAAUUUUGCCAGAAACAAAAACAUCCGCCUUGUGAUCAAGAACACCGGGCAUGACUCCGGCGGACGGAACACAGGGGCGGGCUCCAUUAGCGUUUGGACGCAUUACCUGAAGGGCUUUGAAUUCCUUCCCAACUAUAAGCAGCCCGGCGGAAAUUACCGAGGCCCAGCUGCCCUCGUGGGUGCCGGGCUGCAAGUGUGGGAAGUCUUUGCGAAUGCCGAACGAUACAACAUCACAUUGACGGCGGCGUCUUGCCUCACGGUCGGGUCGUACGGUGGUUGGAUAACCGGAGGCGGCCACUCUCCUCUCAGCUCCAAGUAUGGUUUGGGCGUCGACCAGGUCUUGUCUCUGCAGGUUGUCACGGCCGACGGGCGAUACGUAACAGCAGACCCCAAGACAAACGAAGACCUGUUUUUUGCUAUGAGAGGGGGCGGAGGCAGCACGUACGGGAUUGUCACCUCGGCCAUCGUUAAAGCGCACCCCCAGAUCAACUUGACGAUCGCGAGCUUUAACUUUGCUGUCGGCGAUACGGUAUCAACGACUCCGAGCCCCAGCGUCACGAUCACCGACAUCGACACAUUCUGGAAAGGGUUCAACGAAGUCUACGCAUUUGGAGUCCCCACCUCUGACGCUGGGGGGUAUCUGUGGACCAACGGCAUCCCAACAGGCGCGAACCGCUACCAAAUGCAGACCCAGGUCCAGCUACCCGGCCUAACGCCGGACGAGGCCACCGCCUUUGUACAACCGCUCCUCCGCACCCUCAACGACCUCGGGAUCCCCGUCGCCAUCACCACCCCAACCACCCGCGUGUACAGCAGCCAAACCGGAAACACCGGAGGCCAACCCGGCAACGGGUACUACGCGUCCCGGUUGUUCCCGCGCGCGUCCUUCGAAAACGGCACGCUCUUCGCCGCGGCCAUGGCGGCGGCCCGGGCGACGGUCGAGGGGGGGUACACCUUCCACGGCCUCAACAUGGCGCCGACGCUCAAGGCGGCCGGGUACCCGGCCCCGGCCGGCCUCAACCCCGUGUGGCGCGACACCGUCAUGCACGCUGACGUGUUCGCGCGGGUCGACAUGGGCGCGCUGACGCCGGCGCAGGGCGCGGCCGAGCAGCGCCGGCUGAACGGCUACAUGGAGGCGAUCCGCACGGCGACACCCGGUAGUGGGGCGUACUUCAACGAGGCGGAUAUCCAGGAGCCGGAUUGGCAGCGCAGCUUCUUUGGGUCCAACUACGAGAGGCUGGCGCGCAUCAAGCGCGAGCGGGACCCGUGGCAUGUGUUUUGGGCGCCGACGACGCCUGGCAGUGAGGCGUGGGCGGUGCGGACGACGAGCGAGCUGCCGACACAGAAUGGUCGGCUUUGUCGCGUGUAG
This is a messenger RNA of Chaetomium globosum CBS 148.51, 1881 nucleotides long. RefSeq lists its product as uncharacterized. The record is from RefSeq and is a predicted model, not a curated record. Gene Ontology annotation, molecular function: FAD binding; oxidoreductase activity. Lineage: Eukaryota; Fungi; Ascomycota; Sordariomycetes; Sordariales; Chaetomiaceae. The transcript has 3 exons. The coding region runs from base 1 to 1881 and encodes 626 amino acids.